Vicugna pacos (alpaca) is the source of this 592-nucleotide messenger RNA. The record is from RefSeq and is a predicted model, not a curated record. NCBI's taxonomy places the organism in Eukaryota, Metazoa, Chordata, Mammalia, Artiodactyla, Camelidae.
AUGGAGGUGAAGGGAAGUCUCACCAGUGGACGGGACUUGAAGCAGUGUAACUGGCUGUUCACUUUGCCUGCAGGGAGAAAUGGUCACAUGUAUGUUUACGUACCUAUCCGCAGGCUGUGGCCAAUGAUUUUGCUGAAGGCUCUGUGGGUUGCGUUGGUGGUCACGCUCCUGGCCGGAUGCCGGGCGGAGGUGGAGCCGGAGCCAGAGGUGCAGCUGGGGCAGGAGCAGCCCGAAUGGCAGGGCAGCCAGCCCUGGGAGCUGGCUCUGGGUCGUCUCUGGGAUUACCUGCGCUGGGUGCAGACGCUGUCUGACCAGGUGCAGGAGGAGCUGCUCAGCACCCAGGUCACCCAGGAACUGACGGCGCUGAUGGAGGAGACCAUGAAGGAGGUGAAAGCCUACAAGGCGGAGCUGGAGGAGCAGCUGAGCCCUGUGGCCCAGUAAACCCGGGCCCGCCUGUCCAAGGAGCUGCAGGCGGCGCAGGCCCGGCUGGGCACAGACAUGGAGGACUUGCGCAGCCGCCUGGCGCAUUACCGCAACGAGGUGCAGGCCAUGCUGGGCCAGACCACCGACGAGCUGCAUAACCGCCUGGCCU